This is a messenger RNA of Oncorhynchus masou masou (cherry salmon), 1544 nucleotides long. RefSeq lists its product as uncharacterized. Lineage: Eukaryota; Metazoa; Chordata; Actinopteri; Salmoniformes; Salmonidae. The transcript is spliced from 8 exons. The record is from RefSeq and is a predicted model, not a curated record. The coding region runs from base 5 to 658 and encodes 217 amino acids.
GAGGAUGCACCACGUGAGUAGUGUCAGAGUCCUAGAGACUCAACUGGCGUGGGCCAUCUCCAAGGAGACAGCCAGGCUUAGUCCAGAGGGCAUCCCCUACUGUGCCACCAAAGUGCAGUCCAUCACUUGGAUCCAGCGUGUGUCUGGCAGGGUGAGCCACUAUGCGUCUCACCUCCGCCACGAGACGUCUGUGGACGUGACGCUUGGCUGCUACCAGAAGUCUAAUGUCUCAGGGGUGUAUGCCACUGUCCACAUGGGGCUGGAUGGGCUUCUCUCCUCUUCAGCGUGGUUGGAGGCUGCCUCCUUCUCUACGCCCACCACUCAGCAGUUCACUGACCCAGAGCCUGAGGGCCACAACUGCUAUGAGGGCUGGGAGGAGGACCUGCUGCCUGAGGAAAGGGAGGUUCCUCAGCUAAACCGCUACCUUACCACCAAGAGAGUGGAGGACAUCGCCCUGAGGCUCGUCUCCCUGUGCCAGGUCUUCACUACCCUGCUUGGUUCCACCCUGAGCAGGAACCAUCUGUUUGUGGCGGGAAAGGUCCUCCUGGGCGCACUGGACGAGGCCAAGUUCAUCGGUACCUAUAACGACUUUGUGGACUACCUGAGUGACCCCUCCAAACGGAAUGACAUUGAGACUGGCUGGCUGAGGCAAAGGUGAGUUCAUUAACUCUUUCAAGUCUCACUGAGUUCUUCCACAUGCAUGUCUUUUAUACAUCACAGUAGCUGAUCUAUAUAAAAUCAUUCCUAUUUUCUCCAAACGUGUUUUCUUGUCCUGGAUCCAUCGUGUGAACAUGAUCGAUGUCCUCUUUGAGCUGGUGCUGUUUGGGAUGAUGACAGCUCAGUAGUCCCUGAUGGUGCACCCUGGUGGGUUUGUGGAGCGUCUGUAAGCUCUCCUGUACUCCUUCCUGCCCACUGCUGCCAACAUGGAGCCAGAGGCCGACAGAUACCUGCUGCUGCUCAAUGUAAGAGUCAAGAGGUUACUUCCUGUUUACUUCCAUAUUCUUAGUGUACUUCCUUUUUACUUCCUUAUUCAUGGUUAACCAGGUUUCAAUGCCAUUUUAGGGGGAGUAUUUCAAAUUGUCUCUCUCUUCUUGAUAAGCUAGUAACUCAGAGCCAUUUGCUAUGUGUUGUGUGGUGUUCUCUUCAGGGCGGGCUGAUGGCUCUGCUGGAUGACAUGUUUGGCCAGCAGCUGGCCUGGUACUUUAACCCGGAGUCUUUGGUCACUGAGCUCUCCAGCCUCCUGGAGUACCACUUGGAGAACCUCAUGGCCAGCAUGUAGUCCUACUGCAGGGACCAUACUCCUUUCUCCUUCUCUCUCUCUUUUGAGGGAAUUGAGGACUUGAAGUGCUUUGUUGAACCCUAAUUAGUUAAUACCCAUUCAUUUAAUGUAUUCUCUUGUUCUCUCUCCCCACAGGAUUCUUGUGACACUUUGCCACCCAACAGGGAUCUAGACACCAAUGCACUACAUUACUUUGCACUGAAUUUGACAUUUUUAAAUAAAAUAAGUUGUAGUUCAAAAACAUUUUUGUUUACGUCUUUUCAUA